GCCAAGCUUGACGCACCAAGCUUGACGCACGGCUCGCCUCCUUGUGGGCCCCUCCUCUUCGGGCUUGGGGGGCGUAGAUCCCGAUUGCUGUCCCUCCCCGUUCCUCCUCCUCUUCCUCCUCCUCUUCCUGGCUUGGAGAGCCUUCCCUUCCCCGGAAAGAGCGGCGUUGGAGAGGGAGAGCUCUCUUGCAAAACUGUGCCCAGCUUGACGCACGGCGCGCCUCCUUGUGGGCAGCUCCUCUUCGGGCUUGGGGGCCUCGAUCCCGAUUGCGACCCCUCGCAGCUCCUCCUCCUUGUCCUCCUGCUCUUCCUCCCCCUUUUCCUGGCUUGGCGAGCCUUUCCUUCCUUCCUUCCUUCCCCGGGUUCUCUCUCCGCUUGGUCAGCAGCAGCAGCAUCAGCAUCAUCAUCCAUGGCGCAGGAGGAGGAAGGCGCAGGAGGGGAGAGCGGCGGCGGCGGUGGUGGGGGUCUCCUGCUGGAGCUGGUGAGCUCCCCGCUGAACCUGAGCCUGCUGGGCCUGUGUCUCUUCCUGCUCUACCAGAUCCUGCGCGGGGACCGGGGCCGGGCCCAGCCCGAGGGCGAGGAGGACGCGCCCCCGCCCCUGCCCAAGCUCCGCCGCCGGGACUUCACCCUGGCCGAGCUGCGCCCCUUCGACGGCAUCCAGAACCCCCGCAUCCUCAUGGCCAUCAACGGGAAGGUCUUCGACGUCUCCCGCGGGAGGAAGUUCUACGGGCCCGAGGGUCCUUAUGGGAUAUUUGCCGGAAGAGACGCGUCCAGAGGCCUUGCCACCUUCUGCCUGGAUAAAGAAGGCCUGAAGGAGGAAUACGACGACCUCUCCGACCUGGACGCCACGCAGAGAGAGACCCUGAGCGACUGGGAGCAGCAGUUCACCUUUAAAUACCACUAUGUUGGCAAACUGCUGAAGGAUGGAGAAGAGCCCACUGUGUAUUCGGAUGGAGAAGAGACGAAAGAAGAGCAAGAUCGCAAAAACGAUUAAGCCAAGUUGGAGAAGAUCGUUCUGAAGGUGGUUGGUUGGUUUUAGUAUCUUUUUUAAAACAGAAAUCACAGGACUUUGUGUCACAUUCCGGUUCGAUUCCACCACUUUUGAUUUCGGAAAUGGUAUGGCUCGUUGUCAUUCAAUGCAGUUCAAUUUGCAUUCCCAAAUGAACCCUGGAUGCUCUUAAAUUGAAGCAAUGCAAAUCCAAUUGGCAUUGAAUCAAAGAAUACCGAACAUGAAAGACCCAUUGAAAAUGCACCGCCUCAUUGGUUGGUGCAACUGGGGUGGGUCUUGGUUCCAAAACACGUAAUGCAUAAUUAUACAUUAUGGCGACCAAAAGCUUUCCUGCAUCUUCUUUGCCUCCGAUUAACAUUCCCUUUGCAACAUUAUUUUGCAAUGACCUGCAUACUUAAUCUUUCCCAUCAUACUUUUUGCGAGUCCCUACUUUUGGUUUGUGCCGAAUCGAGGCCAAAUCGUUGCCGAUACGAACGGUUCGAAGCUAUAGAUGGGAGCAAACAAGAAGAAAGUAGACAUAACUUUGCAUCUUCUUUGCCUCCAAUUAACAUUCCCUUUGCAAGAUUAUUUUGCAAUGACCUGCAUACUUAAUCUUUCCCAUCAUACUUACGUACCAUUCGCGAGUCCCUACUUUUGGUUUGUGCUGAGUUGAGGCCAAAUCGUUGCAGAUACGAACGGUUCGAAGCUAUAGAUGUGAGCAAACAAGAAAGUAGACAUAACUUUCCAUCUUCUUUGCCUCCAAUUAACAUUCCCUUUGCAAGAUUAUUUUGCAAUGACCUGCAUACUUAAUCUUUCCCAUCAUACUUACAUACAAUUUGUGAGUCCCUACUUUUGGUUUGUGCUGCAUUGAGGCCAAAUUGUUGCCGAUACGAACGGUUCGAAGCUAUAGAUGGGAGCAAACAAGAAGAAAGUAGACAUAACUUUGCAUCUUCUUUGCCUCCAAUUAACAUUCCCUUUGCAAGAUUAUUUUGCAAUGACCUGCAUACUUAAUCUUUCCCAUCAUACUUACGUACCAUUCGCGAGUCCCUACUUUUGGUUUGUGCCGAGUUGAGGCCAAAUCGUUGCAAAUACGAACGGUUCGAAGCUAUAGAUGUGAGCAAACAAGAAGAAAGUAAACAUAACUUUCAAAUCUGCUUGUUGACAUGCAGAGCUGCGUCCUCCACGCGGCCUACUUUGUUUACCUUGCACACACAUCUUCAGUAUUGAUGAUAUCUUGGUUUGGCCUGGUUUAAAUAAGCUAAACCCUAUCUUCUCCUAAAGAAGAACCUGUUCCCAGGAAGCUUGGCAAUGUAUCCUGCUUUUAGUAUUAAGAAACGUUAAUGGAGAGGUAAACAUAAUUGCAAAACAGUGGUUGAAGGCUGAGCUUUGGACAUAGGCACUGCCAGUGAUGCUUGCAAAUGGACUUGGAGAGAAUACUUCCAAAAUACGAGGGUGAAUGAAAAGUAAUGCCUCCACCUUCAUAACUCCUCAACAGAUAGCAGUACUGGUAUGCGACAGGUACUGGCUUGUUCAGUAGACUCUCCUCUACAGUUCCAUUUUGGCGGGAAACCUUAGCAUUGAACAGUUGUGUUGUUAAAGUGUGAAGUAUGGAACCUUGUGCAGAUGGUCAAUACGACUUAAGCAACGUGCAGUCAUUGAAUUCUUGACAGCAGAAGGUGUCACCUCAACAUCUUUAAACUUAAUCACACCAACACAAUCACCAUCAACAGCUUGCAUUCUCUGAUGAAUCUCCAUUGGAUUUUGUGUGUGUGUGUGUGUGUGUGUGUGUGUGUCAGGAGCGACCUGAGAAACUGCAAGUCGCUUCUGGUGUGAGAGAAUUGGCCGUCUGCAAGGACGUUGCCCAGGGGACGCCUGGAUGAUUUGAUGUUUUUAUCAUCCUUGUGGGAGGCUUCUCUCAUGUCACCGCUUGGGGAGCUGGAGCUGACAGAGGGAGCUCAUCCACCUUUCCCUGGAUUCGAACCCGCGACUUGCCGGCACAGGGGUUUAACCCACUGAGCCACCGGGGGCUCCCUCUACAUCCUUUGAGGUGUCAAGGAUUCAAUGACUGCACGUAGCUUAAGACGCAUGGAUCGACCGUCUGCACAGGGUUCCAUACUUCACACUUUAACAACACAACCGUUCAACGCUAAGGCUUCCUACCAAAAUGGAACUGUAGAGGAGAGUCUACUGAACAAGCCAAUACCUAACGCAUGCCAGUACUGCCAUCUGUUGAGGAGUUACGAAGGUGGAGGCAUUACUUUUCAUUCAACCCUUGUAAUAAAUUAGCACCAGUUUAGGGAAAUCCAAAACAGUAGUGGUAGGUGCAUUGUGUUUUUUUUAUCCUUUGGGAUUCCGCUUUCUUUUUGUUCGCCCCAAAGCAAUAACAACUCCUGUAUCCGCUGUAAACACAAACACCAUUUGAGGAUCCGUUUACUUCUCUCCGCUUUGGUUAUUUAGGGUUUCCUUCUAUUUUUUGCUUAUUGGUAAUCACUAGGCCUUAAAGACAGGUAGUAGACUGGGGUGUGGACCUACCUCUGGGAAGUUUUUAAGCUAAUCGAUAGUAAGAGAAGCGUUUUUUUGCGUUGCCGUGUCUUUCCUGUUUCGAAGCUUAAGUUGCAGCCAAGCGUUAGAAUCCGCUGCUUCAAGAACAACAAGCCUGUAUCUUGUUUGAUUGUUUUUGCGAGACAGUGAAUAAAACCUUGCUAGAAAUACAA
Molecule: messenger RNA, 3701 nt
Organism: Anolis sagrei ordinatus
Lineage: Eukaryota; Metazoa; Chordata; Lepidosauria; Squamata; Anolidae
Gene: PGRMC1
Product: progesterone receptor membrane component 1
Cellular component (GO): endomembrane system; endoplasmic reticulum; membrane
Source: RefSeq, a predicted model, not a curated record